This is a messenger RNA of Diabrotica virgifera virgifera (western corn rootworm), 2190 nucleotides long. RefSeq lists its product as uncharacterized. The record is from RefSeq and is a predicted model, not a curated record. Lineage: Eukaryota; Metazoa; Arthropoda; Insecta; Coleoptera; Chrysomelidae. The transcript has 3 exons. The coding region runs from base 1 to 2190 and encodes 729 amino acids.
AUGCCAUUAACCAGGGAACAGCAACUUGAAAUAAGAAGUGCGGCCGACGUAUCUAUUAAACAACUUUGUCAAGAUCAAACUUUUAUUAAAUCCAUCGUCGAUAGUGUUUCUGCUGGUAUAGUGCAAAUUUUAAAUAGCAAACUUGAUGUUUAUGAGAAAAAGAUCGACGACCUAAAAACUGAAAUAACAAAAAUAAAAACUGACCACGAAGUCGAAAUACAGACAAUUAAGGCAAGCCUAAUUGACUUAAACAAAAAAGGGGAUUCCUUCGAUAUGAUAAAAAUAACGACAGAGUUGAACCAAAUUAAAAGAAAAGAAAGUAAUAUUUUAAUAUUUGGUGUUCCUGAAACUGAAAUUCAUUUGCAAGCUUAUAUUGAAAAUAUGUUUACAGCUAUAUCAAUGAAUCGAAAUCCGCAAUUAAAUGGUUUACAUGUUUCCCGUUUAGGUCUACAACCGUCAGCCAACUCAAAUAAAUGUCGUCCAAUUAAAGUUAAGUUUCCGAAUAGUAAUCAAGUGACUAAUUUUUUAAAGCUAAAUCCCAAACUCAAAUCAUUAGACUGUUAUAAGAAUAUAUAUAUGAGGUCAGAUCAAACUGUUAUGCAACGUGAGUAUACUUCAAAAAUCAAAAAGGAACUUAGCGAUCGUUUGGCAGCAGAAUCUUGGCUUCGGGAUGGAGUACGCAGUAGUGAACUAUUUCCUGAAGACACCUACUCAGUUUAUCGUAAAGAUCGAAGUUUUGGCAAGUUUGGAGGAGGAGUGAUUUUUGCUGUAAAUAAUAACGUGUGUCAUUCAGAACAACAUAGUGUAGUGUUUCCUAUAGAAAAAAUUGAUGUUUUAUGUGUUAAAGUUUUCAAAACCAAUAUCAAACCAAUCUUCUUUAUAACAGUUUAUAUCCCACCUAACGUGACAUUUAGUGAGUAUUCUGAUUUUUUUGACUAUAUUGAAACUUUCCAUGAAACUCAUGAGGUCGUUUUGAUUGGAGAUUUUAAUUUAACAGAUCUUGCGGCAUAUUAUGUUAAUAAUAGUCAAAUAACUCCUUUAAUUAAUAGAUUUGUUCAACUAUUAAACUAUACAGAUUCUGUACAAUGUAACAAAAUAAAAAAUAUACAUGGAAAGAUAUUAGAUUUGAUUGUAACACCGUCAGUUUUUAGUUGCGAAGUUACACCUGAAGUCAAUGCCUUAGUUCCUAUUGAUUAUCAUCAUCCUGCUUUAACUUGUUAUUUUCCGUAUGAAGUCAAAGAAGAUGAAUAUUUUGUUCCGAAUCAGAAACGUCUUAAUUUUAGAAAAUAUAACGUAAAUAAAUUUAAUAAACUUUUAACCGAAAUGGACUGGAGUCAUUUAAAACAUUUUUCAGAUGUAGAUUCUGCUGUAGAUUCGUUUAGUUUGUCUCUCCAAGAAAUUAUAGAUAAAUGUGUUCCACUUAGUUCAACUAGAUCUCAAAAAUAUCCAGCAUGGUUUACAUCUGAAAUAAUCGCCAAAGUUAAACGUAAACAUCAUUAUCUGAGAAUGUAUAGACGAAGUAAAUAUUGUUUUUACCUCCAACGAGCUAAAGAUCUCAGGAGAACUAUUAAAUUAGAAAUACAACUAGAAUAUAAAAAAUUUAUUGAAAGAUCCCAAAAUUCUUUUAAGUCAGAUGCGAGACAAUUUUGGAACUUUGUUAAUGCCAAAAAUAAUAAAUCACGGAUACCUGGUCUGAUGAAAUACGGUAGUGAUAAGUUUACCACGAGUCAAGAUAUAGUAAACGCAUUUGCAAACUUCUUUAAGAGUGUUUAUAUUUCUGAUAGUAAUAGCUCUCCUUCUGUUACAUCUUAUUUUAAUUAUAAUCCAAGUUCUUACUUUAAUAUCGGUAAAAUUACCAGUAACGAUAUUAUAGAAGGUGCAAAGAAAUUAAAAAAUAAAUUUUCCUGCGGUCCUGAUAAUUUUCCUGUUUCGAUACUUAAAUGUCACGUCGAGUCAUUCAUAGAACCACUUGUUAGACGUCGUACAGUGCGUACAGAAGAUGUUGUUGCUGCUGUUGAGCGUAGCAUAGAGGAAGACCCGCUUCAGUAUACCUAUACGCCAUCGUGCACAGCAGUUGAAUAUGUGUCCAUCCACUUUAUGGAAGAUUUUGUGAAAAGAUCUUGGUUCACGUGCUUACAAAUUUCAACUCGCGCAGGAAUUGAAGCCACACGAUCACCUAGCAAGGCGUAG